AUGGCUGGCAUCAAGGCAGCCUUCGUAUACCAUCUCCUGGCUGCCUGUGCCGCAGGUGCAGUUUCGGCGGCAGAGGUUUCAAUGAUGGGAAGAUGCAGUCAUCUUGAUUCAGCCUGCGAUAUGGAAGAUGACAACUCCCAGCUGCAGACAAAGCCAGCUGCAAGCGGAUCUCCGGAUUGGUUGCUUUGGAAGAUGAAGGGCCGAAUUGAUGACCUUGAGCACAGAGUUCAAGCUCAAGAGGACACGACGUCUUUGGACUGCAGCUUUGUUUUCAGCGUGGAGCAGCCACAAAAGGGUCGUAUUUUCGUACCUGUAGGGAGCACCUGUGGCUACGACGAUAGCGUGGCUGAAUCGGAUGUUGUUUGCACAGCGACUCAGGGCCCCUCAGACAAUCCACAAUCGGCAACCUCAGACAUAACCCCGUUUGAGUUGCAGCCGGCAAGCUCGGGGUCAAACUACAUGGUGGAGAUUGUUGCCAGCAGCGACCAGUACAAUUUCGAACCCCCUGACGAGUGGCACAUUGCGUGCCGCGCGUCUACUACCCAGGCCUUAGGGCCUAAGUAG
Molecule: messenger RNA, 564 nt
Organism: Symbiodinium pilosum
Lineage: Eukaryota; Dinophyceae; Suessiales; Symbiodiniaceae
Source: the annotation of a GenBank genome assembly